UUGUAGAUUGAAUGAAAUAUCAAGUGUAUGGUGGGUUACAUUUUCUAGGCUAUUACCAGCCUAGCGGCCCAUUCAGUCACAGUAAGCUUUAUGUGUUUGUGUCACCAUCCCUGUUGGAUAACUCUGGAACUUUCUGUUUACAGCUCUUUGCGAUAAAAUGUUCCCCUCUGAAUCAUAGGCACCACUGUGUAAUGGUGCCACACAGCCCGUCCCCCUCUCGCCUCCCCACUAAACAGGACACUCUCUGUCAGGCAGCUACACCAGCAACUCCCACACUAAAGUCCCUUUGAAAUGCAAGUUCGUUUUUUUUGUGUGUACAUAGUGUAAUAUGCAGUGUGCAGCUUAAUAACCCUCAGAUUCACUGGAGCAAAAAGCAGUGUCAGUAGGUAUGGUUGCCUUGGCCCAUAAUCUGUUUGUCUGAUUCAAUUUUUGGAUUGGAAGGAGAAUCAAAGUAUUUUCAAUUGAUGUAGGCUAUAAGUAGCCACAGUAUAUUGGGUAAAAGGAAGGAUUCAUUUUGAAAUGGACUGUGUGUAGGUGGUCUGGAUUCUCAGUUCCAGUAGAUGGUUUAUAAUGAAUGUUUUGUCACAGCCUAGUAGUUCUGUCCUGGGAUUCUAUUUAUUUUUCUAUGCAUUGCAUGUGUAUUCUGCCUGGUUGUCAUGCAAUUAUUCCAAAACUCCUAACCUUGUGUAGGUGGGUGUGCUUCGCACUAUCAGGUGAUUCUGCAGUAGUUUUGGGUUACAGCAUGGGCUGACUGAUUACAGUGGGCAUGCAUACCUCUCCUCUCAGAAAAGGUGCGCCUGUCUCUCUGUACCUGACUAUAGCACACCUGCUCAUGUCAGUCAGCCACACAAUGGACAGGUUGUUGCAGUGCUGUGGAGAGCUCUGCAGAGGGGGUCUCUUCUCCUGGUUGCUUUCAUCACUCCUAUUAGGCUGGAUGAAGGAAUGCACAGGCCACAGGUUGUCUCUGCUCUCCUGCUUGGGUAGCCAUCAGGUUAGGCCUAAAUGAGGCCCUUUUGUAUCUUAAUGGGUGCAGGAGCGCCACACCUGCAUUAGGCUAGCACAAGUUUACUUAUCAUGCUCUGCCCUGGGGUCUCGUGGAGGAGCGUACUGGAGGAGAGAUGCACAGAUGUCUACCCCCAGUCGUGAAUCCAUACUUCCAAUGAUCAGGCCCCCUGACAUCAUCCUUUUCACAGCUGCCUUGCUCAACUGCCUUACAGGAAUGUACAAAAUGUAACGUAUUUAAAGAAUUGUUGUAUAAUCAGUAUUCUCUCUUAUACAUGUACAAUUAUGGGCAUUUAGCAAACAAACAAGUGCUCUUUGAAUGGACCAUUUGAAGGGUUACUGAUGAUUGAGUGUGUGAGUGUACCAGCCAAGGUUUUUAGGACACUAGUGUGAGGAAUUCAGUGGAGGCCUGACCUAUAGAGCGGGUGUCAUGAGCUGGGUUAGGGUGCAUCACACGUGCACAGCUGACUCUACACUGGGUAGAUGUUUACCCAAAUACACGUGUCGUUGCUCCCACAGUCACUGUUAUAUACUGUACCUCAGAAUGCAAGUCACAUGCAGUACUUGUCAGACAGUUAUGUACGAGUAUGUUUUUUUAAUUGUCUGCUUUUAGUGAAGAAAAUAGUUGUAGUACUUUAGUACUUUAGAGGACUCUCAUUAUACAGUACACCAGUCUGAUAAAGUUGACUUGAUGAAACUGUCUGUUUGCUAUGAUACGGUAUGGAAUACUUACUCACACCCACAAACCCAGUUACACUGAUUUACGUGUUCAGGGCAGGUCUGUUUGGAUUACUGACUGUCAGUCUUUAGGACAUUAGAACACCUCUUCCUGAGUGUUGUGUAGAUACUGUAGACUUCCUGUUUACCCACUUCUUCACCAAUGAUACAUGAGUAUACCCAUCAUCAUUGGCCCUCGGCACUACACAGGGUACUUACAGGCAUCAGGGCUGCCAACAAUAUCAACAUGUCCACAGACCAUCUUCAGACUGUGAGUAGACCAGAAAUCAAGCUGUUAUAAAAGCCUCCAAUAUAGUAAAGCUGCUAACUACUGUCAUACAGUAUAGAUGGGUCAGACUGCAGACACAGGAGUGGAUAGUAAAUCUGGGUGGUGGUUUGUUGGUGUAGAUUAAGACUAGGUUGACUAGAUUGAGACUAGGCUGAGUAGAUUGAGACUAGGCUGAGUAGAUUGAGACUAGGCUGAGUAGAUUGAAACUAGGCUGAGUAGAUUGAGACCAGGCUGAGUAGAUUGAAACUAGGUUGACUAGAUUGAGACUAGGCUGAGUAGAUUGAGACUAGGCUGAGUAGAUUGAGACUAGGCUGAGUAGAUUGAAACUAGGCUGAGUAGAUUGAGACUAGGCUGAGUAGAUUGAGACUAGGCUGAGUAGAUUGAGACUAGGCUGAGUAGAUUGAAACUAGGCUGAGUAGAUUGAAACUAGGCUGAGUAGAUUGAGACUAGGUUGAGUAGAUUGAGACUAGGCUGAGUAGAUUGAGACUAUGCUGAGUAGAUUGAGACUAGGCUGAGUAGAUUGAAACUAGGCUGAGUAGAUUGAAACUAGGCUGAGUAGAUUGAGACUAGGCUGAGUAGAUUGAGACUAGGCUGAGUAGAUUGAGACUAGGCUGAGUAGAUUGAAACUAGGCUGAGUAGAUUGAGACUAGGCUGAGUAGAUUGAGACUAGGCUGAGUAGAUUGAGACUAGGCUGAGUAGAUUGAGACUAGGCUGAGUAGAUUGAGACUAGGCUGAGUAGAUUGAAACUAGGCUGAGUAGAUUGAAACUAGGUUGACUAGAUUGAGACUAGGCUGAGUAGAUUGAGACUAGGCUGAGUAGAUUGAGACUAGGCUGAGUAGAUUGAAACUAGGCUGAGUAGAUUGAGACUAGGCUGAGUAGAUUGAGACUAGGCUGAGUAGAUUGAAACUAGGCUGAGUAGAUUGAGACUAGGCUGAGUAGAUUGAGACUAGGCUGAGUAGAUUGAGACUAGGCUGAGUAGAUUGAAACUAGGCUGAGUAGAUUGAAACUAGGUUGACUAGAUUGAGACUAGGCUGAGUAGAUUGAGACUAGGCUGAGUAGAUUGAGACUAGGCUGAGUAGAUUGAAACUAGGCUGAGUAGAUUGAGACUAGGCUGAGUAGAUUGAGACUAGGCUGAGUAGAUUGAGACUAGGCUGAGUAGAUUGAAACUAGGCUGAGUAGAUUGAGACUAGGUUGAGUAGAUUGAGACUAGGCUGAGUAGAUUGAAACUAGGUUGACUAGAUUGAGACUAGGCUGAGUAGAUUGAGACUAGGCUGAGUAGAUUGAGACUAGGCUGAGUAGAUUGAGACUAGGCUGAGUAGAUUGAGACUAGGCUGAGUAGAUUAAGACUAGGCUGAGUAGAUUGAGACUAGGCUGAGUAGAUUGGAAAGGGACAGCAUUGAUAAAUCGCCAGGGCUCCUGACCCCCCUGUUUUGGAAAUGUUUGUCAAUCUGACAAACAAUGGCUGGCUGAAGGCCAGGGGGGACUUGCCAAACCACGGCCAGCACACACAUCCUGCCUUUGUGGGCCAGGAAUGCCAGGAAUCUAGACAGCUGCCCUCCUUCACCCACCCCUCCCUCCCCAAAAAGGUGCUCUCUCUCAAACAUCCCCAGUGUCCCAGUGGUUUCAGCCCAGUAGCCUGGGUGUCUGGGUGUUUGUGUAAGGCACUGCUUGUGACUCACCUCUCUCUCCCUCCAUUCCUCCUCUCUCUCCACAGUGCUCCAUCAGUGGCAGGCAGGUUAGUAGCAACACCUGCUCUCUGUUUCACCUCUGCUCCCACCCACUGAUAUUUAUCCACAUUGAGAUUCCUGCUGCCUCAACUCUCAACACAUCCAUGGUGGUUUUUAUAUUUGGUUUUUCAUUUUGGUUCAUUCCUUGCAAUUCUUGAAUUACUGAAGCCGUUUUGUAUUCAAAGGUACUUGUAUUAUACAUGUUUGUUUUUUUACAUUAAUUUGAUUUAAAGAGCACAUAAAGAGCAUGUAAAGUGCAUACACAACAUAUCUUUGCAGUCUUUACAAAGGAGCGUAGUGAGAUUCACAUGUUAAGGGUACAUUUUGGCUGUAUAAAGCAAACAUUUCAAGAGUCUCAAUAAGAAUACAAUAUGUAAAAACCACUUAAGAAAAAUAACAUAAACAAUCAAACACAAAAACCCAGAAGUUACAGAAUAAGACCAGUACGAUAUGACAGGAACUUUGACCAGACAUCUUCAUACCUAUGCUGUCUAUGUUGAAAGAUUGAUGUAAUUCUCUCCAUGACAGUAAGUUCCACCCAUAGACCUAACCACAUAUCUUUUGGGGGUGCAUUUUUUUUUUACACAUUUCCUUUCUGCUGCUAAAAGAUAUUCUAUCAAUUUAAGUGGAGAGGAGUGGAGUGUAUCCACAAGAACAAUACCUAAGAGGAGAUGACAUGUGUCUGGUUGAGUAAUAAUAUGUGUGAUGUCCUAUAUAAAAUGGAGAAUUUCAGACCAAAAAGACUGGAUUUUCAGACACAUACAAAAUAUAAGUCGCUCUGGAUAAGAGCGUCUGCUAAAUGACUUAAAUGUAAUGUAAUAUGUGAUUAAGACACAUGUUUUUUCUGAACCAUUAUUAUUUAUAUUUCGUUUGAAAUUUUGGGGGAUCUGAUUUUGCAGAAGAAGCUGUGUUGUGGUUUUGUCAAGGUGAACUGGGUUAAGUAAGGACAGGUCUGACAAAAUUGAGCAAGGAAAAACAGAAACAAAAACAGGUCCUAGUUAUUUUCUUUGCUUUCUCCUGUGGUGUGAGAGUCUUGCUAUAUUCACACUCCUCUCUGUCUCGCUCUGCAGGUUUUCAGUGGCCUCAUCAAAUGUGCUAAAUUCCGUUUCCUGUGUUUCAUAACAAUGAGAGCCAAGGCCUAAUGCAGGGCCUUCCUGCCCUCGAACAAAACACUUUUUAUGUCCCGCUGGUAUGACAAUGGGAAUGUUUCGUUUUUCCUACCAAACAUGGGAACCUGUAGAAGAGCCUUUGUUUCCUGGAAUGUGGCCAUUAGGAAAGAGAUGGAGGGAACACAGGAUAUGUGCCCUGCCCUGGGCAAUGCGUUUCAAUGGGAUGGCUGGGGCCAGAGGAGUUGUACGCAGGGAUUUUCUCUGCUAUCUGCAUCACCACUUCCCCUAUUAAAGUGGAUUCUAUGCCAGAGUGGGAUUCCCCACUCGUUUUUUCCGUUACACCUGCACUUGUUUUUUUCUGUUGACAGCAUCAGUCUUACUUGACCCCCAUUGUCAAAUACCGCUCAUAUGCCAGAAUGUAGCUACUGUGUCACUCGACAGUAUGGGAAUCCCGCAGCCCUGGGUUCAAAUAGUGUUUGUGUUCAUUCAAAUACAAAUACUUAGGACAUAUGUGUUACUUUUCAACCUCAUAUUCAUUAACUCCAGCACCAUACCAGUGUCUACAUAUGGGAAAAUGGCAUGUUUCUAUGUUCAGUGAUUACAAAGAUAAGAUGAAAGGUCCUAAUGAAGGCUUCUCUGUGACAUCACAGUGUAGGGUUAAGUCUUUUUUUUUUACGUUGAUUUUUCAAACCUGCAACAAGUUUCUAGCCAGAGGGAAGAUGUUUUCUUGCUCCCCACGUCACCGAGAAUCUCAUAGUGUUUUUCAAAAUUGUAACUUUGGAUGACGUCAUGGGAUAGAACUUUUUAAAUGUUAGAUUUUUUCUACUAAAUGUAGAAAUGCAUCGUUUUCACACAUGUAGACACUGGUACUGUGAAAAUGGAGAUAAUGAAAAUGAGGUUAAAAAGUGGUUGCCCUUUAAGCUACACUUGAUUGAGCUUUCAAAGCAAAAGGGGACUGAUGGGGAGAAUUUAAAUUGCAUACUCCUAUUCCUCCCGUCCUCUCCCUGCCUCCUUCUCAAAACCCAUUCGAGGAGAAGGUUCGGGUGGAGGGAAAUCUGGCUUCCCAUCUAAUGGGUUUUAAGAAGGAGGCGAGGAGAGAGGACAUGAGGAAUAUGCAAUUGAGAUUCUCCCAUGGAAUAGUCCCAAAAGUGCAAACCACACCAAUCUGGCGCUAAAGAAAGGCUCAAUCAAAUGCUCAACCUAUUUGAAAGAAAUCAAAUACUAUUUGAAGCCACUCCACACUUAGCUUACUUAUUAUGGAUUUAUCAGCAAUGAUCUUUUCUUGUAGUUUCUCAAUAGCAUUAGGGACAUAUGAUAGUAAGCUGUCAGUGCACUGAAGUGCCUACAGAGUUGUUUCGUAAUAUAACCAUGGUUUCUCAGUAUGGUAAUGUAGCAAUGGUGCAGUUUCUUCCUCUCCUACUCCACUCACUCAAUCCCCCCUUGAUUCACUUUCUCUUCCUCCUUGAGAGGAGAGCUGAUGUCACAGGGAGGUGGCGGUCUGCCCAUGUCUAUAAGUACAGGCACCACAGAGGGAAUCUCUAUAUGAAGUGGAGCUAACCCAGCUGAGCAGUUCUGACCCAUGCUGAGAAAAGACACUGCAGGAGAACAAAGAAACACUAUCGACUGGUGUACCUUUUUAGUGCGCUCAAACAGAUGAAGGAAUAAGUGAACUGACAGACAGACUUCUCUCCUCUGGACUCAGGUGCAGGCUCUGGACAGUAUAUCAUCACAGACACUAGGUAUCUAUUCUAGAAUUAACAACCUCCAGGGCGGAAUCUUUAUCUCUAAUUUAAAUUGUGUAAUCUACACCUUCGGGAUGUUUUCUCUGGUUAGUUUGAGACGGACCGUCUCCACACUGUUCGUUCUCCUCUCCAGUGCUGCUGUCAUGGUGGAGAGUGACUGUCCUACCCAGUGCUCCUGUGGCCCCUCACCGCCAUCGUGCCCAGCGGGCAUUAGUUGGGUGACAAAUGCCUGUGGCUGCUGUAAGGUGUGUGCCAGGCAGUUCAACCAGGACUGCAGCCCCAGCCAGCCCUGUGACCACAUCAAGGGCCUGCACUGCCACCUGGGGGCUGGGGGAGACCCAGAGAGAGGCCUGUGCCGAGCGGAGGCCCAGGGCCGGCCCUGUGAGUUCAACGGGCGUGUCUACCAGCAUGGAGAGGACUUCCAGCCCAGCUGCCAGCACCAGUGCAGCUGCAUGGACGGGGUGGUGGGCUGCAUGCCACUCUGUCCCCAGCAGGUACCCUUGCCCGACUGGCGCUGCUCCCAGCCAAGGCUGGCACGGCCCUGGGGCCGCUGCUGUGAGGAGUGGGUCUGUGAUGACAAAAAUAACAUCAGUGAGGACCCAGAGGAACCUCCACAGGCAGCCCUACCUGACCCACAACCCCUCCCAAACCACAUCAACAACCAGCUCCAGGCCCAAGCCCUGGCCCAGCCACACUAUCAGGCCAGCACUGGAGUCACCUUUAGAGAGUUGGUGUCCCUCCCCAGGUCCCAGGUGUUGCUAAGCGCCAGAUGCCUCCCUCAGACCACUGAUUGGACGGAAUGUUCCACCACGUGCGGGAUGGGCAUCUCAAGCCGGGUGACCAAUAACAACGCAGAGUGUCGGCUGGGCAGAGAGACACGACUCUGUCAGGUCCGCCAAUGUGACCUGCCGCUUACCCCAGCAAUCAAGAGGGUAAAGAAGUGCCAGCGUACAGUGCGGCCCCAGGAGCCAAUCAGGAUCAACUUUGCUGGCUGCUCCACAACACGCCGCCAUCGACCUCACACCUGUGGCUUCUGUGCGGAUGGGCGAUGCUGCACCCCUUCACUGACCCGCACCGUCCGCCUGCGCUUCCAAUGUCCCGACGGAGAGGGCUUCACACGCAACGUCAUGUGGAUCCAGAGCUGCAGCUGCAAGAAGAGCUGCCACAAUCACAGUUCCCCCUCAAGGCCCUCUGUCAGCCUGCACAAUGACAUCCACAACUUCAGGCACUGAGGCAGGCUUAGGAGAAUGCCCAACCCUAGCCUCAACACACUAGACAGGGCUACUGCAUGCUAACCUCUCCCCAUCUUCCACCCACCCUCUGCCCAGGGAUAGCCCUGCCUUUCAGUCCCUUCCUGGACACCAGCCUCUCCCUCCUGCACCAGCGCCAGACUGUGGGAGAGAGAGCCUCGGCUAGGUGGCCGUUCCAUCCAACCAGGCAGAACUAUCGCUUGCACUUUAAGCUUCCUGACACGUUGCCACAAGUUAUCUCAUAUGAGAGAUGUGGAGCAACUGCUCUCCACAUCCAGGUCCAGUGUCCCUUCCCUGUUGAUGACACAGUCACAGAACUGUUCUGGUGGAGGGGCAGGGACAGCACUGAGCACAACAGACUGUGGAUGGCCUGAUGUGACUUUCUUGAUGUAAUUUUGAACUUGUAAAUUAAUCAGUUUGGUUGUCUGCUUUUCCCCCUCAUUAUUUAUAAUUUGUAUUUGUUAACGUUGUCAAGUUCCUCUAUAACCACAGAGGAACAAGGGAAAAGGAAUGUAUAUGUAUGUAUGUGAAAGACAUACAUCACUUUUUGUCAUAAUAGAGAUGUGUAAAUUAGUGAGGCCAGUGAAUGUGUAAGGAUGUGAUGAGUGAGACCAUGGGCAAUCUCAUACAUUCAUGAAGUGUUUUGUCUGAUACAUCGAUGGUAGAAAGAGGACAGGAUAUCAUUCUACAAAUUCAUCAAUGAUUGGAAUUAACUGUAUAUUACAUUGUGUAAAGGUCAGUGUUUAUGUGUGUGAGAGAAAAUGAAAGGGCGAGAAACAGAGUGUUUACAUGUGUGUAUUUGUGUCAUAUGACAGAGUAUAGUGUACAGACUUCACUCUUAGUGGAGUGGCAAUUGAUGGAGAUCACCUCAUUUUCCGGGGUGUGUUUUUAUUGCCUCAUAGUAUAGAGACUUGUACUGGAGGGAAGAUUGUAUUUGAUAUAUUUAAGAUUUCUAUAAUGUUUGAAUUCUUAUCAAUAAUACUCUGAAAAAUUGAAUAAAAACAUUCAACAUGU
Molecule: messenger RNA, 8850 nt
Organism: Oncorhynchus keta (chum salmon)
Lineage: Eukaryota; Metazoa; Chordata; Actinopteri; Salmoniformes; Salmonidae
Product: CCN family member 1-like
Exons: 5
Coding region: 6661-7818 (385 amino acids)
Biological process (GO): signal transduction
Cellular component (GO): extracellular region
Molecular function (GO): protein binding
Source: RefSeq, a predicted model, not a curated record